This is a messenger RNA of Ostrinia furnacalis (Asian corn borer), 1519 nucleotides long. Its product is annotated as osteopetrosis-associated transmembrane protein 1. Gene Ontology annotation, cellular component: cytosol. Bases 70 to 933 code for a protein of 287 amino acids. The record is from RefSeq and is a predicted model, not a curated record. Lineage: Eukaryota; Metazoa; Arthropoda; Insecta; Lepidoptera; Crambidae. The transcript is spliced from 5 exons.
GUUGACCACACAGAUUGACCACUUUGUUGACAAAGAAUAGAAGAAACUUGUGUUCAAAAAAUUUAUAAAAUGAGAAAAUAUCUUAGUUUUUUUAUACUCUAUUUCUUGCAUAGUUCAAUAAGUGCAAAUGACGAAAGUUUUAUCAAUGCUCAAGAGAUUAUGAAACUAAUAAGAGGAGGAGGCUACAUUAAGCCUUACCCAGAAGAAUGUACUACCAUUUUGAAGCUGCUAGCUCACUCUGCCUCUGAUUUUACAUUGUGUUCUAUUACAAAUGCCAAACCCAUAACACUGUGUAAAAACUGUAUCACCGACUAUUUAGCAUUCUCCAAUACUUAUCAUAACUUGACAACCACAAUAAUAAAUGGGACCUCAUGCGGGUCCUUGUUUAUCUCUCAAGACAGAUUUGAUGUUGUUUUAGAAUUUCAUGACCGCAUUACAGAUAUUUGGAAUAAAGGACAUUGUGAUGAUUGUUUUGACUUCUCAGAAGGGGCAGCAAAACCUUCAAAUAACACAAUGAAGUUUAAUAAAAUGUUUGAAGACACCAUAAACUGUAUUAACAGUAACUUGGAUCCGACAUCGAACAAUACUGAUGAAGUUUGUGUUCAAUGUAUGCAAUCUUACUUAGCCCUAGACAUGUUUUAUAAGACAUUGAGUAAGGAUUCCAUUGGUGUUGACACUGUUUGUAUGGACACAGUUGAUUCAAUGAAUACUACAAGAUCCAUAUGGAGCAAGACCCUCAAUUGCUGCAAGCUGAGAAAGACCCCCGAGGUCAUAUUCUUGUGUUGUACAGCUAUCAUAUCACUUUUACCACUGCUGUAUUAUGUUGCUGUCAGAUAUUGUGGCCCCAUCAGAGAUUUACCUAAUGUUCUCAAAGAAUCCAGAUUCAAGCAAUCAAUAAUGAGAUCUGUUCAAAGUUAUAGAAGGAUAAAUUGAAAUAAAACCAAUACAAAAUUUGUCAUCAUUUAUUUACACACACCAAAGAUGUUAUAUUAGAAAUUAAAUCCUAUAUUUUGAUAAAAAAAGGUCCUUUCAUUAAGUAUCUUGGCGCAAUACCUAUUGUUUGAUGCAUGCAUUUAUUGAUAAUAUAAAAUCAAAGAUUCAGUAAGUACUGCAAGACUAUCAUCUUCAGUUGUUAAAAGCUUCUAUGUUUACUGUAUUCAAACAAUCAGACUUUAAUAUUAUUGGAAAUAUUAAUUUUAAUUAAGAGGUAUGUUUAUUCAAAUCAUUAAAAUUAAUUAUCUCUUAAUUUAAAUAAUUUAUCUAUGUCUUGCUUUCUUGUUGUUAUUUUUCUUAAUAUUAUUGGAGUUGUUGUUAUUUGACAACUUAUGUUUCAGUGGAUUAGGUGUGUUAUCACUUUUGGUCAGCAAUCCCAAGCUGGGGUCCUUUUCUUUAGGAGUUCCCGGGCGGCUAUCUAAUCCAACAGCAGCCAACAUUUUGUUAUCUGACCCAAAUGCUUUGUGUAACAUGCCAGAUGAUGUUGCUAUCUUUUGAGUAGCAUUUUGCUUUGUCUGGGCAUGAC